Molecule: messenger RNA, 882 nt
Organism: Cutaneotrichosporon oleaginosum
Lineage: Eukaryota; Fungi; Basidiomycota; Tremellomycetes; Trichosporonales; Trichosporonaceae
Cellular component (GO): nucleolus
Molecular function (GO): RNA binding
Source: RefSeq, a predicted model, not a curated record
CAUCCACCCUACCCACAGUACAACCAUGGCCAAGGACGCCGAGCUCAAGGAGGAGAAGAAGAAGAAGCGCAAGUCCGAGGCCGCUGGCCUUGACGUCGCCGACGACAAGAAGGCGAAGAAGGAGAAGCGCAAGUCGCUUGCCGCCGACUCCGAGGAGAAGGCUGAGUUCGACGUCCCCCUUGAGGCCAUCGCCCCCAUCGCCGUGCCCCUCGCUGGCAAGAAGCUGUCGAAGAAGCUGUUCAAGACGGUUAAGCGGGCGAGCAAGGCUCGCCAGCUCAAGCGCGGCGUGAAGGAGGUCGUCAAGAGCCUGCGGAAGGGCGAGAAGGGUCUGCUGCUCCUUGCGGCUAACAUCACGCCUAUUGAUGUUGUGUCGCACCUCCCGGUACUCGCGGAGGAGACCAAGGGGGUGGAGUACGCUUGGGUGCUGAGCAAGGAGGAGCUCGGCGCCGCGUCCGGCACCAAGCGCGCAACCUCGUGCGUCCUCAUCUGCGCAGCCCCACAAAAGCGCAAGGACGCCAAGGCACCAUCCGCCGAGGACAUUGCCGAGUGGAAGGAGCCGCUGGACGAGUGUCUCGACGAGGUCAAGAAGCUCGAGGCAGUCGUGCAGGCCUAGGUCCGCGCGUAGAGGGUUGUGAUGUACGAUAUGGCCGUGAACAGCCCGCGAGUGCCGCGGCGGUGUGAAUCAGAGGGGCUAGGGGGAGUACCGUCACUGAUGGGCGCUGUGCGACUGGAAGGCAUGCUGGAUGCCUGAUUCUGCGCGUGAUCAGCUCCGCCGCAGAAUUCCGCCCCCUACUUCACUGAGAACCACUCGCACAACAUGCCAUACAACAACGAUACAGAAUAUACACUAAUACCCAUGAAUCUGACCGACGAUCAUUUCCG